Molecule: messenger RNA, 1161 nt
Organism: Trichoderma citrinoviride
Lineage: Eukaryota; Fungi; Ascomycota; Sordariomycetes; Hypocreales; Hypocreaceae
Product: terpene synthase
Exons: 6
Coding region: 1-1161 (386 amino acids)
Source: RefSeq, a predicted model, not a curated record
AUGGAUUCACUAUGGAGUGUUAUCGAUUUCAUACGUGAUAUUGCUGUUAAGCACACCGUCGGAAGCAGUCAUAUUCAUAAAGCUGCCGCCGAAGCCUUUAAUGAACGCAAAGAUGUUAUCAGAAGGGCUUUGAAUAAGAAGGUCCUCAUACCUGAUAUUCUAGCCUUCAUGCCUGCAUGGCCCAGCGAGUUCCAACCAGAUGUUGACGAGAUUAACCUGGAACUCGACGAGUGGUUGCAAAGUGUAAAUGUCGCAGAGGAAAAGAAGGCCAAGCACCGGGCUCGAGGCAACUAUACACUUUUGGCGGGUAUUUACUACCCCCAUUGCAAGAAGGAUAAGCUAUUGGUACUGUCUCAGUUCCUUUAUUGGAUAUUCUUCUGGGAUGAUGAGAUUGAUACUGGUGGGGAACUCACCCACGACAGACAAGGCACGCUGCAGUGUUGCGCUGAGACGAACAAAUGCAUUGACGAUUGCCUUGGUCCCAACCCCAAUUAUACCCCCCCUCCAGGUGCCCGCGGUACCGUGGAGAUGUUAUAUCCUAUCCUGAGAGACCUUCGGAGUGGCCUUGGACCUGUAUCCACCGAGCGAUUGAGGAAAGAGCUCCACGACUACGUCAAUGGAGCAGCCAACCAACAGAAAGUGCGGGAAGAGGACCACCUCCCUGACCCUUGGGAUCACUUCAAGAUGAGGUCUGAUGAUGUUGGGGUCAUACCUAGCAUCACUCAGAAUGAGUACGCCAUGGAAUUUGAGCUUCCAGAAUGGAUUCGGAGACAUGAGGCGAUGGAAGAAAUUGUGCUGGAAUGCACCAAGCUGACUAUCCUGCUCAAUGAGGUCUUAUCUCUGCAGAAAGAAUUUCGCGUUUCUCAACUGGAGAACCUAUGUUUACUAUUCAUGAACACCGACAACCUAUCCAUUGAGGAGGCCAUAGGCAAGAUACUUGACCUUUUACAAGAGCAUUAUGAGAUUUGCGUUGCUGCCGAGGCUAGACUUCCUUGGAGUGAGACGGACGAGAAGCUGAAUGAAGAUAUUCGGGAAUACGUACGAGGCGCAAAUAGAUUGGCGACUGGCACCGCGUGUUGGAGCUACAACUGUGAGAGAUACUUUAAGCUGAGCCAGGUCAACGAGAAGCGGGAGUUGUUGUUGGACUUGUCUUACCAAUAG